Messenger RNA from Cydia amplana, 499 nucleotides. RefSeq lists its product as uncharacterized. NCBI's taxonomy places the organism in Eukaryota, Metazoa, Arthropoda, Insecta, Lepidoptera, Tortricidae. The record is from RefSeq and is a predicted model, not a curated record. The coding region runs from base 17 to 499 and encodes 160 amino acids. The transcript is spliced from 2 exons.
UUUUUUUCCAUAUUUUAUGUGUCUAUCAAGAUUGUUCAGCGCUGCAAAGGUAGCGCUGCAAGGGGUAACGCCAAGUUCAUUGACUUCGAGACGGAAGCCGGAGCCCCUGUUUCGGGUGCCUUCACGUCGGAUCUUCGGCCUAGUUCCUCCGAACCAAUACGAAAACAAUAUAAUACCGAAGAGGCUUCAGAUCGGCUACGCUUUACUGCACUAUUGGGAAACCAUUCCACUGUUCUUAUGCGUGGUUUUUGAUAUAGUCUUCGUCCUGGGCUAUGUUGGAUUAUAUGGAGGCAUAAUGCACAGGGUAGACACCCAGUUCUCGAAGCACUGUUGGAACAGUAUAUCGAGAAAUAUGGAUCUACGCAACCCCACGAAACACAAGUUCCUUAUCCUUUAUCAGCGCUACGAACCCUGGCCCGAGAUGCAGAAUGUUCUGGACAAAAUGACACAGGCUGAACACCGUUUGCAAACGCGCAUGAGCUCCUGCGCGAACCCCUAG